Messenger RNA from Erythranthe guttata (spotted monkey flower), 2426 nucleotides. RefSeq names its product heat shock 70 kDa protein, mitochondrial. Gene Ontology annotation, biological process: protein folding. NCBI's taxonomy places the organism in Eukaryota, Viridiplantae, Streptophyta, Magnoliopsida, Lamiales, Phrymaceae. The record is from RefSeq and is a predicted model, not a curated record. Gene Ontology annotation, molecular function: ATP-dependent protein folding chaperone; ATP binding.
CCAGAACCUUCAGGAAUGAAUGAACACUUACGCCACCGCUAUAUAGUUUACAACUCACAAAUGCGAUCAAACGUUUACUCAGUUGACAGAAUAUUCCAUUUCCUCAAAUUUCUUUCUCGCCGGAGCUUUCUCUCUCCUUAAACCCUAAACCCUAAACCCCAGCAGAAACCGCUUGGAGGAAAACUCAGAAAACAGCUGCUCUGAUCUCAGUCUCUUGUCAAUGGCGACAGCCGUUCUUCUCAGAUCCCUCCGCCGCCGUGAAUUUUCCUCCGCCCCUGUUUCUGCUCUUAAAACCUUCAAUGGAAAUAGCAAGCUACCGUGGGCGUUUAACACCAAAUGGGCUAGUAUUGCGAGGCAGUUCAGCACGAAAUCGUCCGGAAAUGAUGUUAUCGGUAUCGACUUGGGUACUACAAACUCUUGUGUUGCUAUCAUGGAAGGAAAGAACCCGAAAGUUAUCGAGAAUUCCGAGGGUGCCCGUACAACUCCAUCUGUCGUUGCUUUCAACCAAAAAGGGGAGCUGUUGGUCGGUACGCCAGCUAAGCGACAGGCUGUCACAAAUCCAACGAACACAAUCUUCGGAACCAAACGUCUAAUCGGCAGACGCUUCGACGAUCCUCAGACACAAAAGGAAAUGAAAAUGGUUCCGUAUAAAAUUGUUAAAGCUCCGAAUGGUGAUGCGUGGGUUGAAGCAAACGGGCAGCAAUAUUCUCCGAGCCAAGUCGGAGCUUUUGUUCUGACAAAGAUGAAGGAAACUGCAGAGGCCUACCUGGGAAAAUCUGUCAACAAGGCUGUAAUAACUGUUCCUGCUUAUUUCAAUGAUGCUCAGAGACAAGCUACGAAGGAUGCUGGUAGAAUUGCGGGACUCGAUGUGGAGAGAAUUAUUAAUGAACCAACUGCAGCUGCUUUGUCGUACGGUCUGAACAACAAAGAAGGCCUUGUUGCUGUUUUCGAUCUUGGUGGUGGCACUUUCGAUAUUUCUAUUCUCGAGAUAUCGAAUGGUGUCUUUGAGGUGAAAGCCACAAAUGGAGACACAUUCCUAGGUGGAGAAGAUUUCGACAACACUCUAUUGGAAUUCUUAGUAAGCGAAUUCAAAAGAACCGAAGCAAUCGAUCUUUCAAAGGACAAGCUCGCUCUGCAGAGGCUCCGUGAAGCAGCCGAGAAAGCGAAAAUCGAGCUCUCAUCAACUUCUCAAACCGAAAUAAACUUACCCUUUAUAACCGCCGACGCAUCGGGCGCAAAGCAUUUCACUAUAACACUAACCAGAGCCAAAUUCGAGGCCUUGAUGAGUCAACUAAUCGAGAGGACUAAAGCCCCAUGCAAGAGCUGUCUGAAAGAUGCUGGCAUAUCGAUUAAGGAUGUCGAUGAGGUGCUACUUGUGGGAGGUAUGACACGUGUACCAAAGGUUCAAGAAGUGGUUUCGGAAAUUUUCGGGAAAUCGCCGAGUAAAGGUGUGAAUCCGGACGAGGCGGUUGCUAUGGGAGCUGCUAUUCAGGGCGGUAUUUUACGAGGUGAUGUGAAGGAGUUGCUUCUUCUUGACGUGACUCCUCUUUCGCUCGGUAUUGAGACGUUGGGAGGUAUUUUUACGAGAUUGAUCAAUAGGAAUACCACUAUUCCUACCAAGAAGAGUCAGGUAUUCUCUACAGCUGCGGACAAUCAAACCCAAGUGGGGAUAAAAGUAUUACAAGGCGAAAGAGAAAUGGCUUCAGACAACAAGCUCCUAGGAGAGUUCGAUCUCGUAGGCAUUCCCCCUUCUCCGCGGGGCCUACCUCAGAUAGAAGUGACAUUCGAUAUAGACGCAAACGGUAUAGUCACGGUUUCCGCAAAGGACAAAACCACCGGCAAAGAGCAGCAAAUCACUAUCCGUUCAUCCGGCGGUUUAUCGGAAGGUGACAUAGAGAAGAUGGUGAGAGAGGCUGAAAUGCACGCGCAGAAAGAUCAAGAAAGGAAAGCUUUGAUUGAUGUUAGAAAUAAUGCGGAUACGAUUAUAUAUAGUGUUGAGAAGAGCUUGAACGAGUAUAGGGAUAGGGUUCCGAAGGAGGUUGUGGCGGAAAUCGAGACGGCUGUUUCUGAUUUGAGGAAUGCGAUUGGUGGUGAUAGUGUUGAGGGUAUUAAGGCGAAGAUUGAAAGGGUGAAUCAGGCUGUGUCGAAGAUUGGACAGCACAUGUCUGGCGGCGGCGGCGGCGGCGGUGGUGCCGGAGGUUCUCAAGGUGGUGGUGAUCAAGCGCAGGAGGCGGAGUAUGAGGAGGUGAAGAAGUAGAUAAACUAGCUAUACUCUUUCUUUUUGGAAGUAUUUUGUGAAAAAUGUUAUUAGUUUUCGAAAGGACAACUGACAAACUGUAAUAUGUCGUUUGUUUUGCAUGAUUGGGAUGUGUAACGUGUGAAUUUGAUGUCAUAUAACUCAAACUUGUAAGAAGAUUCAUAGAUGA